Messenger RNA from Pelagomonas calceolata, 1521 nucleotides. NCBI's taxonomy places the organism in Eukaryota, Pelagophyceae, Pelagomonadales, Pelagomonadaceae. The record is from the annotation of a GenBank genome assembly.
CAAGCGACGCAAAAGUCGCAAUUGCUACCCCUAUCGCUGCCGCCGGGCUGCAGAAAGUACAAAGGCAUCACCCCUGCUCCGCGUGCUGCCGCUGCGCACCGCUACUCCGAUCUCUAACUCGCAUAGAUCACCAUGGGUCGCGUCGCGCGCCGCCGCAGCGCCAAGCGCCGUCGCAUGCGCCCGUAUACUACGAUCGACGGCCUCCUGCGGGCGGCCCGGCGCCACGCACUACAGUCCACGGCCGCGCCGUCGCUGCCGCUGCCAUUCCGGACGCCGCAGCUGCGGCCGGCGAGGAAUGCAGUGCGCGUUGUACGCCAUUUGUCCGGACUAGGAGCCGUGGCCGCGAAGGACCUGCCCGCGGGCACGACGCUCGUGUGCGAGAAGGCGUUGGCCAUGGUCCUCGACGCGCAAGUUGACAGCAUAACUGAGGACGACACGGACACGAAUCCAAACAAGGUUCAUUACAUCCCAAGUGGCGGCGACAACGCCGACAGCGCGUUGCUCAUUUUGAGAAUCGCCUCCCGCAUAAAUGAAGAGCCUUCAUUCGUAGAGGAGCUGUCCAUGCUCUUUCCUCGCACUGAUGACGACCUGUCCAAGUUGAGACCGUGGAGCUGCGCGCCGCACCUCCGGAGCCUCGUCGACGCGGCCCUCUCCACUUUAGAUGACUCGCUCGCAAAGCGCUUGCCGCACAUCGUGCGCUACAACGCGGUCUCCUGCGAGACCGGUGGUGAGUUAUACUCUCAUGCGACGUCUUCCGAAGCACUACUGUCGGGCAUCGCCUUGUUUCGGGAUUCCUCGGUGUUCAACCAUAGUAAUGAACCCAAUGUGGCGAGGUGGCACUGCGGCGACGUCGUCUGUUUCCGGACAAAUCGGGCCGUCGCAGCCGGCGAGGCCUUGACGGUGAGCUACGUGGCGUCGCCUUUACUCCCCGACCCCGCAGCGGCGCGCGGCGCGCUGGCCCACUUCGACUUUGUGGCCGAUGGCGAGGAGGCGUCGCCGGCGGUGGACGCAGAGGCCCAGGCUCAACUGAUGAUGCUCUCGCCGUCGGAGCGCCUGGCGACGAUCGCGCAAGCCGAGGCCGCGGCAUCGCUGUUCGCCGACCGCUUGGAGUUGACAAUACAAAAAGCGGCCGCGCUCCAGGCGUCCGGCGACGCCGGCGCCGCCGCCGAGGCGUGGCUCACUGCUGUACUCGCGGCCUCGGAGUGGCUGCCGCCGAACGACGAGCAGGUCGCGGCGAUCGGCGUCCAGUGCGCGAAGGCUCUGGCCCACGCGGACGGUUUGGAGGCGGCCCGAGCGGUCCUCAAGGCCGCCUACGCGUCGCAUUCAAUUUCGUUCGGGCCCGGCGUGCGGUUGUUUGCGAGGCGCUACGAGGCCGAUCUCCUGCUGCCGCCCGAGGCGCCCGAAGAGUUGCUAAUCACAUUGGUCACUUAAUCAUAACAUGUCCCGUCGACUGUGGGGGGGAGCGGUCGCCUCGCGCUCGUCUCGACGGCGGUCGAAGGCGCGAAGUCCCCCGUGGAGUAA